AUACCAUUCUAGUUCUCAACCUCUCUCUUUCUCUUAUAUCAAAGCGCACUCUAUUCAAUCCAACACAAUGGCGACCAUCUUUGAGAAUAAGAGAAUUGAGAGCAAUGACCUUGCAAGUAGAAUGAGGUUUCCUCAUGGUGCCAACUUUGCAAAUCUUCCAUUUGGUUGCAACAACCCUGGCCAGUUCGGAAGCUUGUCAGUUACAGAUGAGGGGGGUACUCAGUGGACGCUUACCAUCAAAAAUCAGAACGGACAGGUAUAUUUCACUGAUGGUUGGAAUGCAUUCAGAGUGGGGAAAGGCGUUACGGUUGGUAAAAAGAUCUCCCUUUACAAAGAUGAAGAUGAUCGAACUGCAGAAUGAUUUGAAUAAAUGUUGAAUGGUUUUUGAGUAAUCAGAAACCAACCAUCAAGAUUCUCUUUCAUUUUUCCAUUAAAUUAUGAACCAAUAAACUUUAUCCUUGUGAAAACCACAAACAUUUUUGGGUAAAUAAAAGCUGCCAAAGAAGGGGUUUUAAAUAAAAAUAAAAUAAAAUAACAACAAUUUAGAGUGGAACAUUAAACAAUUUCAGCUAUUAUUAUAUAAUAGGCUUCACAAAAGUUAUUGUUGUUCGCUUUAAUUUAUAAAUUUUAUCAUAUUUAAUAGAAAAGAAUAAAGGAGUACCACUUUAAGUUGCAUAGAUUCUAAACAAAUCAAGAAUCAAAUGGUACAUACCUGAUAAUCUGCUGCAAGAUUGAUAAAUCCUAUAUCUGCUAGUAAUGUCCCAAACUAUAUUCUCAUAUCUCUGACAUUUUUGCACAUACAAAAAGCCAAAAUCAUGAAUCUAGUUUCAAAAGAAAGGGGAAAAGGAAGGAGAAAGUGAACUUAACCCUAACCCAAACCCAAAUGACCGCAAUAGAUUGUCGAAGAUGAAAUCAACUUACCAAAACCUCCAAUGCCCACGACGACAAUAUCACCGGCCUCAUCAUCCUCCUACUCCUUCCUCUCCAACUUCAACCAUUGUCUUUA
Messenger RNA from Rubroshorea leprosula, 1006 nucleotides. NCBI's taxonomy places the organism in Eukaryota, Viridiplantae, Streptophyta, Magnoliopsida, Malvales, Dipterocarpaceae. The record is from the annotation of a GenBank genome assembly.